GGAAUUUGAAGUUUGAACAGCUCUUUCCUCUCCCAACUCCAUGCGACGACCGGAGACGACGGCGAUAGCAAUGGGAGACCGGCAGAAACUGAAAGGAUGACGGAGAGCAGCUGCGGAGGAACUUGGAACAGAAAUGGUAGCUCGGAUGCUCACUGGAUGACCCAUGAGAUGAAGAAAUGGUAGUCAGAGGUUUGAUGCUGGUUACCCUCCGCAAAUCGCCAUGGCCCGAGUUUCUCUUCUCCACUCAUAUCGUUCUAAGGGCACAAUUUUUACAUUCUGUAUACCGAAAAACAUGUCUUUGUAAUCAUAUAUGCAAGGUUUUCUGGAAUGAGCCGGCAAUUGGGCCACUCUAUGGACCCCGAAAUUGCAAUUUUAGAGGGAUAAAUUGUGUUCGGUUUCUAUCCACGUUUCCCAGAGCUCCAGAAUCAGUGGCUGGUGGAAACGUUGCCGCUGAUGGUAUUGACCCAUCUAAGGAAGUGAAAGUAAAAAGAAAGAAACUGAAGGGUAGAAGGGCGGUAGUGAAAUGGUUGAAGUGCCUCAGGUGGAAGAAGAAGAAAGAGUUCCAGAGGAUGACUGCAGAGGAAAAAUUGCUUUUCAAUCUGAGAAAGGCACGCAAAAAAGAAGAAAGGCUUAUUGCAGCUUUAAAGAAGAUUGAACCUAAGGAGACGUCAGAAGCUACCCAUGACCCUGAGAUACUGACUCCCGAAGAACACUUCUACUUCUUAAAGAUGGGGCUGAAAUGCAAGAAUUAUGUGCCUGUUGGAAGACGCGGGAUAUACCAGGGUGUGAUCCUCAACAUGCACCUGCACUGGAAGAAGCACCAAACACUUAAAGUCAUUGUGAAGACCUUUUCUCCUGAGGAGGUCAAGGAAAUUGCUGCAGAACUGGCAAGGUUAAGUGGUGGGAUUGUUCUUGAUAUUCAGGAUGAUGACACCAUUAUUAUGUACAGGGGAAAGAAUUAUUCACAACCGCCAACAGAGAUAAUGUCUCCCAGAUGCACACUUCCUAGGAAAAAGGCUCUAGAUAAAUCCAAAUAUAGGGAUUCCUUGAGAGCUGUUAGGAGAUAUAUACCUAGACUGGAGCAUGAUCUUGAGCUGCUUCAAGCCCAAGCAGGGAACAAUGCUAGUUUUCCAGAAGAAAACAAAAUGAUUGGCUCAGAGAGCUGUAAUUCUGAUCAUCAUUUUGAGUUGCAAGCUGAAGCAUCCAAACAGCUGAAUCAAGUAAUGCAUCAAACUGGUCAACAGGAUGAUGAAAAUGACUCGGUGGAAUCUGAUCCAGAUGUCGAUUCUGAAGAUCUAUCUGAUAUUUUUGAGACCGAGUCUGAGGAAGAGAAUGAGGACAGGAAUGACACGCCUCUUUAUUUGCAUGAAUUUGAAAAGUUUCCUUCUCUAAGUAAUCGGGAAACCAAAGAUUUUGAGGAAGAUUUGAGUCAAGUAUGUGCUGAUUCAAGGAGAGGGACAUUGCAAGGCAGAGAUAUAAAAGCACCAGAUUUAGAAGAAGUUGAUAAGAUGAUCCUGCAAGCUGCAUCCCUUUUGAAGAAAAACAGGAGAUGAAAGCCUGUUUCUACAGGUUGGUUAACUCAUUCCUUUAGAAUUUGAAACUUGAGAGCGAAGUUUUGUACUUCAGAUUCUUUUCAACCUAUUUGUCUGAAUCACAGCAUCAGGUAAAAUUAGGUAUGGAAUAGUAAAAGAGUGUUAAGUGUUGGGGUGGGAUGACUGAAUUGUAGCAUCAGGAAAUAUGCUCGGCUAAGUUGCACGGAGACUGGAAACACUAAUUUAAAUUUUACAAAUAAUUUGGGUGUCAACUGUCAAGAUGUCCCCAUACCUUGCCCCUACUCGGAAGUAGAGAGGCUGUUUCCAAAGAGACCCCCGGCUCAACGUCGAAAGUUGCAUUGCUUAACUAACUGCUACUUCAUUAAUUAAAGAAGCACAGACAGUUUAGAGAUCCAUUUUGAUUUAUUCCAUCACAUCCCAAAGCCAAAAAUGGUGAAAUUUUGGCUCCAUCCGAGAUGAUGGAAAUUCUAUUUGCAACCACAUACAAUACCUUCUGCUUCAUGUUAUGAUGAAGACAUUUCAUACAUGAAGAAAGAUAACACAUUAAGCAUAAUAUGUUGUAGGUGUCUCAACAUAAAGACAAUGGAUAUCU
Molecule: messenger RNA, 2145 nt
Organism: Cuscuta campestris
Lineage: Eukaryota; Viridiplantae; Streptophyta; Magnoliopsida; Solanales; Convolvulaceae
Source: the annotation of a GenBank genome assembly